This is a messenger RNA of Staurois parvus, 401 nucleotides long. The record is from the annotation of a GenBank genome assembly. Lineage: Eukaryota; Metazoa; Chordata; Amphibia; Anura; Ranidae.
UUAACCACUUCCCAUCUGGCCCAUGUACAUAAACGUCCAGACGGGAGCAGUGCAGGGGAGGGUGGCCAUUUAUAAAUGUCCUCCCUGCCCCCUGCUUGUGCGCGUUCCCUGUGUCCUCUGGACAGAGUGGAACACAGAUCAUUGUAGGGGACCUCUGUGUGAGGUUCGGUCAUGUGAUCACUGAUUGUUCAAUCAGUACAUGUGUUUGAGGUCCCAAUCAUGUGAUCACUGAUUGGCCAAUCAGUGAUCACAUGAAGAAUAGUAAGCAAGAUAUCACUUCUGACAUCAUUGCUUACUACGUGUGAAAUCUGUGAUUGAUCACAGAGAUCACAUGGUACAAGGCUAUUCACAACAGCCUUGUACCAUGUGACAAGCUGUGACCAAUCACAGCUCUCAUAGUA